GAGCUGCCCCCGUUGUUCAACAUGGCUACCUUCAGCGAGCAACCGGAUGUAUAUCUGAAAGAGGUGGAGCAAUAUCUGGCGGAUGAUCCUCAAAGCAACAGCACUCGCCUCAAGCAAAUUACGGCACGGUUACAGGCAGACUCUGUCUUAGCAGAACAUACCGCCCAACUGCUGGGAACAGCAGUGGGCAAGCAACACACUUGGCAAGGACCAUAUCGGGAGAAUGGCAUUUUGGAGCAUGUAGUACAAAAUCUCGACUUGUCCACACACCCAUCAGCUUUGGUCAAGCAGUACCUCCGAGUGAUUGGAAACAGCGUCGCGGAUAAUGACACAAAUCGCGCAUUUGUUGUCAAGUAUCUUCCUAGAAUCAUCAACUGUUUAUCGGUGGAAGAGCUGCGAUUCACAGCUCUUGUCGUGAUGUACAAUCUUUUAACCGAGUAUGAACCCGCACACGAUGAAGGAGCACACUUGAGAUUAGACAGUACUCUGUCAGAGUACCUGACCGCAGGCAAUGUAUCGGAAGAGGCCAUCGAUUAUGCCAUGGAUCUGUUGACGUGGACCACGGAAAAGCUCACACCAGAUCAACUGCUUGAUACUACAUCAACCGCAGUGUUCGACAACAUACUCAAACUUGCGUCCCAGUACGAUGACGACAACGUUGAAGAGUACGUGGCGAUAUUAGUUCACUAUCUCCAAGAUCCCAACUUCCAGCAGAAGAUCGCCACACCCAACACAUUUGAGCGUCUGGUCGACUUGAUGUAUGCUUUCGAAAGUCGAUUGACAGUUGAAGAGUCUCAAGGCGUCUUCGAGGAGCUCAAGAAACAAGCCGACCCUAACAAAAUCACUUCAGAAGAGCUGGGCGUGAUACUAAUGGUCCGGUUGAUCAAUUCGAUCUCUGCCAUGUCCGCGUCCGACGCGUUCGCUCGCGGAUUUGGACUGCAAAGCGCAGUCAUCGAGAUGCUGUUGUCCAAAUUGACAUCUCCAGCUGCCACACCUUCAAAAGUGUGCUGCUGUGUAAUACUGGGUAAUCUCGCAACAUCUGACGAAGUGUGCAUCGAGAUAGUGAAGGAUAUGAAACUGCACAUCACCUUGAUCGAGAUACUGUCUUCUGAAUCAGAACAGGCCCUUCUUUACGCCGCCGCUGGCUUCAUCCGUCAUCUCGCGUUCCCAUCAUCCAACAGGCCCGUCUUAGGGGAAGCAGGACUGAUUGAGGCUUGCUGCAAACUCCUCGUUUACAGCGAUCCUUCCAUUCGGGGUGAAGCCGCUGCCAUUUUAUGCAAACUCGUCUCGGACGGAGCUGCUAACAUCGAUAUUGUACUUUUCCGAGAGUUACCUGAUAGCAUAUCACCGACCCCAUUGCCUGCGACUGCUGCCCCUGAGAACCCUAAGAUCUUGUAUCACAUUGUCACACAAGCACUUGCGCCUUCAGCACCGCUACCGAGCACGUCAAUGAAGAACCCCAUGAUCGAAUUGGGACGCACAAUCAUCGCUAUUCUCCGAUAUAUUCGCCAAUCCUCGAAUAGCCAAAUGGGAAAGUACACAGACGCGAUGUUCAAAACUCCUGCCAUUGCACGUCCAGUCGCUAGGCUGGUACGCCAGCGCUUCUAUGCAGAUGCAAAGGCGGAGGGAAUUUUGGGCCUGGGCCUCAUGGCACAAACCCCGGACGGUUCAGCUUGUGUGGUCGAAGAGUUGCGUGCCGACGACGGAUUGCUCGAAUCGAUCAAAGAGAUUGCAACGGAGUCAAGAGGUGGACAGGAGAACAACGCAACAGCAGGGAGGGACUAUCAAAAUGCAGUGGUGCUGUUACACGGACUGGCGAACAAUGGGGUUGAUGUUAUGAGUGCUGCGAUGAAGAGUGACGUGGAAGAGUUACAAACAGAACUCGGUAAGCUCAUGGUUCAAUAA
Molecule: messenger RNA, 1905 nt
Organism: Periconia digitata
Lineage: Eukaryota; Fungi; Ascomycota; Dothideomycetes; Pleosporales; Periconiaceae
Source: the annotation of a GenBank genome assembly